AUGCAGUUUCGAGCAAACAAAUAUGAAAUUCGCUUCAAAAUUAUGUAAUCAGACUUGCGUGGAUGCUAACCUAAGGCGUUGGAACAGCAAACGAGGACUGAUGCCUUCUGACUGCACAGUUGAAAUAUUUAUAGCGGAAGACAGCGGAAACCCUUUUGCAUUGUGUGACAGUUUCAAAUUUGUGGGCGAAACGAAAAAUGACGUCUUUAUGAUGACUUUAAUAUUUUUUUGAAAUUAUUUACUGCAAAAAUUUAAAAGUCAUUUUCCAUUUAAGUUUAAAGAAAUUGGAAUUGAACUCUGUAAUGGUCAGCGCCUGCAAGAAAACGUCAAAGUCAAUCCAUCAUGCAACGCAGCGCAGAGAUUCUAUCUGCUAUCGGCUUAAACGAGUAUUAUGCACGUUGAGUUCCAGUAUUUAUAAUAAAAAUGCCAAUGAAGUAGCCAUAAAAAUGUUUUAUGUAUGCGAAAUUCCAAUAUCAAAUACAGGUCUAAUUAAACUUAUUUAGCGUUUAUAAAACCCGAGAGAUCAAGCACGUUUAUCGAUUGCCAUAAACUUGCGAUCGAUUAUGGGAUAACUCAAUUUUGUUUUUGCUAAUGGCAAUACUGCCAAAUUCAAACCCAGAACAGCUGUUUGCAAUUUGUUUACUUGGAAAACCGGCAUUUAAUAGCGCUUUUUGUAUUUUUUGCUUAUAAUUUAUACAAUAAAAACAUUAAUUCAGCUAAAUAAACAUGAGGGAUCUGAAAUUGAAAAUAAUGUAUAACAAUGUGAUUUCACAAGCGAUAUCGGAGUCUGGACGAUUUUUGUUCGCCGGCAAUCGGUUCGGUGAUAUAUUUGUACAGGAUCUUCAUGAUCUCGAGAAAACUGACACGCCACGCACAAAACUUCGUGUAUUUCCACAACCUAACCAAACGGAAAUUAACAGUCUCUGUUGUCACCGCGAUUUUCUCAUCGUCGGUGCCAUUGGCGUUGUUUAUGGUCUCUGUUGGAAUGAAGAAAAACGUGAAUUGAGUAAUACACGUAAAUGGGAAGUAAAAAUUCCACUUGAUGUAGAUGCUGUUGAAGUCCCCGAUGUGAACUUUUUAUGGCUGCGCACAGAAACGGACACCCUCUAUGCUGGUUGCGGUGACAAUAUGAUAUAUCAAAUCAAUUUAGAAGACGGACGUAUUUUAAGAGACUAUCGUGGCCAUACCGAUUAUAUACAUGGUCUAACAGGUAGUGAAAACGGCCGCAUCUACUCAGCUUCAGAGGAUGGUACUGUACGUUUUUGGUGUGAGAAACAAAAGGAACCAACUGCAAAGUUGGUACCCAGCGAUAGUGCGAAACUUAUGCGCCCUGAAUAUGGAAAGUGGAUAGGCGCUGUGGCUACUAAUGACGAUUGGCUAAUUUGUGGUGGUGGACCGAAAUUUUCCAUAUGGCAUUUGGGUACAAUGGAGUGUAUGCGUGACUUUGAUUUCUCAGGUAAGGUGCACGUCUGCGAUUUCGUUGAAGACAACCUGUUUGUAGCCGGUGAACAUAGUCAUGCACAAUUUUAUGCCAUGAAUGGUGAUAUACAGGCAAAUAUACCACUAGAGCAUACUGCUGCCUACUCGGUUGUUUGGCAAUUGGAACCGAUUAAAUUCAUGUCCAUUGCGGGUUAUAGUAAUAAAUUACAUAUUUUAAAUGAUUUUCGUUUCUUAGAUAGUAAAAUUGAUUUAUAUGGAAAUACUGAGGAAUAAGAAAACUUUUUAAAAUAAUUAAUUUUUUUUAGUAACAGUGUUUUUUUUUCAAAAGGAAGGUAAAGCGUUUACUGCUUUAUUUUCACA
Molecule: messenger RNA, 1800 nt
Organism: Ceratitis capitata (Mediterranean fruit fly)
Lineage: Eukaryota; Metazoa; Arthropoda; Insecta; Diptera; Tephritidae
Gene: thoc6
Product: THO complex subunit 6
Exons: 5
Coding region: 727-1713 (328 amino acids)
Biological process (GO): mRNA export from nucleus
Cellular component (GO): THO complex; transcription export complex
Molecular function (GO): protein binding
Source: RefSeq, a predicted model, not a curated record